Molecule: messenger RNA, 1369 nt
Organism: Suricata suricatta (meerkat)
Lineage: Eukaryota; Metazoa; Chordata; Mammalia; Carnivora; Herpestidae
Gene: OVOL1
Product: ovo like transcriptional repressor 1
Exons: 8
Coding region: 1-1359 (452 amino acids)
Biological process (GO): regulation of transcription by RNA polymerase II; epidermal cell differentiation
Cellular component (GO): nucleus
Molecular function (GO): DNA-binding transcription factor activity, RNA polymerase II-specific; RNA polymerase II cis-regulatory region sequence-specific DNA binding
Source: RefSeq, a predicted model, not a curated record
AUGACGUCGGGGCGGGGAGCCAAGGGUCCCCACGGUGCAGGGCCGCCGGCGCAGGGUGCGUGCAGAGAGCUCAUUAGGCCGCCCGCCCGCGGCCGGCACCGAAACCACAGCACCGCCCCGGCCCCCGGCGCCCGCGACCCCCCUUCCCCGAAACCGCCGCAGGCCCGGGCAGAGGCGGUGGAGUUGGGUGGGCCCGGGCACCCCGAUGCCGAGGGUGCCCGCUGUGGGGUGUACCAGGUGCGGUCCCAGGGCGCCCGCAGGAAGUGCUCCUCACAAUCCCGGCUGAACCGGUCGGUUGGGCGCCUCAGGGCUUGGCUUGGCUUCUCCGACGCCGGCCCGGUCCCCCACCCGCUCGGCUUGGGGGCGCGGAGCCGGCGCCGGGGUCACGGCGGGCGGAAGCUGCUGACCUUUGCCUUAGGCCACACCGCAGUCUGCAAGGAUUGCGGCGGCAGCCGAGCCAGCCCAGCCUUCGGGAUCCGGGCCGCCUGGGCUCAGGCCCGGUUCAACAAGUGUGGGCGGAGCCGCCCGUUCCUGCCCGACGGCUUCGCGCCUCCCCAGGCGCCCGGACUCGCCGGGCCCCGUUGGUAUGAGGUGUCUGCUGUGGGGAACGGCCGCGUCAAAGGGCUGCCAGGUAUCGGCGCCUUGGAGGGCGGAGUCAGUCUGGGCUUCUGCCCGCCACAGCCCUACCAGGAGCCAGAGCCGUCAGUGGCUGAACCCCCGUCUUGCCCCCUGGUUUUGGACAUGAGCCUUCGGGACUCCAGCUAUAGUGUGGCUCCUGGGCCCUGCGUGGUAGCCCAGCUGCCCUCUGAUGACAUGAGUCGUUUGGCAGACCCCCAGAGCAGAGACCACGGCUUCCUGCGCACCAAAAUGAAGGUGACCCUGGGGGACAGUGCCGGCGGUGACGUCUUCACCUGCCACAUCUGCCAGAAGGCCUUCACCUACCAGCGCAUGCUGAACCGCCACAUGAAGUGUCACAACGACGUCAAGAGGCACCUCUGCACCUACUGUGGGAAGGGUUUCAAUGACACAUUCGACCUGAAGAGACAUGUCCGUACUCACACUGGCGUGCGGCCCUACAAAUGCAGCCUGUGCGACAAGGCCUUCACGCAGCGCUGCUCCCUGGAGUCUCAUCUCAAGAAGAUCCACGGCGUGCAGCAGAAGUACGCGUACAAGGAGCGGCGCGCCAAGCUGUACGUGUGUGAGGAGUGCGGCUGCACGUCCGAGAGCCAGGAGGGCCACGUCCUGCACCUCAAGGAGCACCACCCCGACAGCCCGCUGCUGCGCAAGACCUCCAAGAAGGUGGCCGUGGCCCUGCAGAGCACCGUCACCUCCCUGCUGCAGAACAGCCACCACCUGUGAGCCGCGCCGC